Messenger RNA from Strongyloides ratti, 2145 nucleotides. RefSeq lists its product as hypothetical. The record is from RefSeq and is a predicted model, not a curated record. The coding region runs from base 1 to 2145 and encodes 714 amino acids. The transcript has 3 exons. Lineage: Eukaryota; Metazoa; Nematoda; Chromadorea; Rhabditida; Strongyloididae.
AUGGGUAAUAAGAAUUCAAGAACACAAUUACCUCCAAAUACAAAAUUUAUUCAAAAUCCUGGAUAUAUUAAUGCACCAGGAAUGUAUUAUUUUAAACCUGGAAUGAUACCAAUUCCAAGAUCAGUAAAUUCACCAUUAUCACCAGUUAAAGUUUCAGCAUUACAUCAAUCAAUGCAUUGUUUAAAUAAUCCAGAACCAAUUUCUUAUAAAAUGGAUAAUAAUAAAAUGUCUUCAAGAUUAUCAUUAAAUGAACUUGGAAAUAAUUCAAAACAAAUUAUUGGUGGAAUUAAUCAAAAUCCUCUUCCUUUUCCAGGUAAUGGAAAAAUACCACCUGGAUAUGUUGUUGUACAAGGACCACCAAUGGAUGUUAAAUCAUAUAAAAAAUGGCAAAAAGCUCAUAAAAAAAUGAUGAAAAAAAUGUCUACAUCUGGUGAUACUAUUAUACCAUAUCCUCCAGGACCUAUUAUGCCUGUAUUAAUGCCAGGUAUGGUACCAUUUGAUGAUUUAAGAAGAAAACAUCAAGGGCGUGCAACAUCACUUGACAAUUUAACACAUAGUAAUAUAGAAAUACCUGAACAUUUACCAAGAUCUGGACGUUUAAAUGAUAAGAAAAAGAUGGCAAAUAAAAAGAUGUAUCGUAAAAGUUUUCAUUAUGAAGAAAAAAGUCAUAAUGCUACAUCAUUAAUAGAUUAUCAUGGCGGUACUUCAAGAGUUAGUAGUUCACAAUCUAACCUACAUACUGGAACAAUAUCCGAUUACCAUAAUAGAAAUGAUUAUGAUGGUGAAGAUACAUCAAGUGGUAUUGUUUGCACCUCUGAAUCGUCUGGAAAUAAUUCAACAUCAAAUCAAAAUGAAAAUAUUAAUGGAACAAAAAUGAGACGUGAAAUUAAAAGUUGUAGAAGUAGUAAUAGUGAACAUAAUAGAACUGGAGAAAAUACUAGUCUUAAUACAUCAUUUGAACAUCCACCACUACCAUUAAAUAUUAUUAAAAAAUCUAUUAAUAAUAAUAAUGAUAAUGAAGUCAGAGAAAUUCCAAUACAACGAUUAUCUAAUAAUAUGUAUUCUGAAAUACCAAAAGAUGGUUUUAAUACGCAAAGUUCUGUUUCAAGUAUUAAUUUUAAUUUAUCAAAUAUAAAUCAUAAAGAUAAUCGUACAUCAACACCAUAUAAAAGUAAAACAUUCUCUGCACCAACACCACCUCAAAAAAUGAUGAUUGAUGAAAGAAAUAGUUAUCAUGAUACAACAAGUGAUUCAUUAUUUGAUGGCUCAAUAUCAAGACCAUCAAUCUCUUCAUCAAAAGAAAGAAAUAGUAAUAAUUCAAGAGGAACAAUAUCUACUAGAAGUAUAAAUCCAUCACUUCAAACAAUUAAUUCAACAACAAAUUAUUCUCAUACAAGAAGUGAAACUUCUGAUAUUGAUUUUUCAUGGGUUAAAGAUAUUGAAAAUAGAUUGGAUAAAGAGAUAUUUUGUGCAAAUAAAAAUUUUAUGAAUAAACCUUUACCAGAAUUUAUUAGAAAAGAUAAUAAUAAUAUUGAAAUUGAAAAUAUUAAACAUUUACCAAAAAAUGAAAAAAAUAUUAAGGUAAAAUAUUUUGGUAUAGAUGAUAAUUUUAAUAAAGAUAGUAAUUGUACCAAAAAUGAUACGGAUUAUUUAGUUGAUGUUUCGCAAAAAUCUCCAAAUGAAGAGGAAUUGUUAUCAAUACACUCAAAUGUUAAAUCAAAAGCGGCCAUGUUUGAUUUAGAAGCAACUAGAAAUAAUUUUCUUGCAAAAAAAGAAAAAGAUAGUACAGAAUAUUUAUUAAAAAAUAAGAAUAAACUUCCACCAAGUUAUGAAGAACAUAAAGCAAAACAACAUCAUCAUCUAAAUUUACCAUAUAUUCCAAAACCAGAUUAUCUUUCACCAUCAAAUAGAAAUGAUGAUCAAAUUGAAAGUUAUUACUCAAAAAUAAAACCACCUCAAAUAAAAGAUAUUAAAAAGAUAAAUAGCCAACCACAAAAAUAUAUAAGACAUCAACAAAAUCCUAAUCGUCUAUCAACAGUAAAUACUAGAAAUAAUAUACCAUCAUCUAAUAUGGAAAGAAUUUCAAAAAUUGAAGAUAAUAUUACUCAACAUCCAUGGAGAUCUUCAUUAGCAUUUUCAACAUAA